AAAAAAGUUGUGUUAUAUAGUUAUCCCUUGGAAUGAUAAGAUUUUUUUAUUUGUACUUUGAAAUGGAUCUCUUUACUUUUUAAAUACGAAACAAAAGUCGAUGGCUGCCAGAAAAAAAAUCGUGGUGAAGAAGGUAGUUGCCGUCAAAUCAAUUGGGAGAUCUAAAAAAAGAAAGAGAAAAUCAACGAAAAAGGAAAUAAUUUGCGGAGAGGGGAGAAAUAAUCCGGUGGAGUCGGCGCAUUGUGUUCACGUGAUGACGUGACACUACGUGGGACUCAUUUUUUUAUGCAAUACAGCUCAGUUUCCGAUUCGAUGGCGGGAACCUCUCUCCUCAACCCGUCGUUUCCGGUGGAACAAAAUGGGUCCGACCAGCUCCUACUCGCGGGUCCGAAACCGUACGGAGGAAAACUGACACGUGGAAAGAGCGUGGGCCGCCCGCUCGGCUGUGACAUCAG
This is a messenger RNA of Arabidopsis lyrata subsp. lyrata, 455 nucleotides long. RefSeq lists its product as uncharacterized. The record is from RefSeq and is a predicted model, not a curated record. Lineage: Eukaryota; Viridiplantae; Streptophyta; Magnoliopsida; Brassicales; Brassicaceae.